Molecule: messenger RNA, 1383 nt
Organism: Hemicordylus capensis (graceful crag lizard)
Lineage: Eukaryota; Metazoa; Chordata; Lepidosauria; Squamata; Cordylidae
Gene: ONECUT3
Product: one cut homeobox 3
Exons: 2
Coding region: 1-1383 (460 amino acids)
Biological process (GO): regulation of transcription by RNA polymerase II
Cellular component (GO): nucleus
Molecular function (GO): DNA-binding transcription factor activity, RNA polymerase II-specific; RNA polymerase II cis-regulatory region sequence-specific DNA binding
Source: RefSeq, a predicted model, not a curated record
AUGGAGCUGAGCCUCGACGGGCUGGGCAGCCUCCACCAGGCCGGCGAGCUGCUGAGCCCCGCCGGGGCACACGGCCGGCAGCCGCCGCCGCCGCCUCCUCCUCCUCCGCCGUCAGCUCACCGCAACCUGGUCUCGUCGCACGGCCGGCCGGCGAUGGUCUCCACCAUGGCGUCGAUCCUGGACGGGGCGGGCGAGUACCGGCCGGAGCACACGCUGGGCGCCCCGGCGGCGCUGCACCCGGCCAUGAGCAUGGCCUGCGAGUCGCCGUCGGGCAUGAGCACCUACACCACGCUGACGCCCCUGCAGCACCUGCCGCCCAUCUCCACCGUCUCGGAGAAGUUCCACCACCAUCACCACCACCACCACCCGCACCACCACCACCACCACCCGCACCACCAGCGCCUGUCGGGCAACGUCAGCGGCAGCUUCACCCUGAUGCGCGAGGAGCGCAGCCUGGCCGCCUCCAUGGGCAACCUCUACGGGCACUACCCCAAAGACAUGCCCGCCAUGGGGCAGCCCCUCUCGCCCCUCUCCAACGGCCUGGGCUCGCUGCACAACAGCCAGCAGUCGCUGGCCCCCUACGGGCCGGGAGGCCACCUGGCCGGCGGCGGCGGCGGCGGCGGCGACAAGCUGCUCACGCCCGGCGGCUUCGAGGCUCACAUGCUCUCCCGGAGCGAGGAGCACCUGGCGCGGGGGCUGGGGGCGCCGGGCGCCGCCGGCAUGAUGCCCCCGCUCAACGGCAUGCACCCCCACGGGCACCCGCACGGGCAGGCCAACGGCGCCCUGCUGGGCGAGCGGGAGCGGCAGGCGUCCGCCUCGGGCUCGCAGGCCGGCGGCCCCGGGGGCCAGGUGGAGGAGAUCAACACCAAGGAGGUGGCGCAGCGCAUCACGGCCGAGCUGAAGCGCUACAGCAUCCCGCAGGCCAUCUUCGCCCAGCGGAUCUUGUGCCGCUCGCAGGGCACCCUCUCCGACCUGCUGCGCAACCCCAAGCCCUGGAGUAAGCUCAAGUCUGGCCGCGAGACCUUCCGCAGGAUGUGGAAAUGGCUGCAGGAGCCCGAGUUCCAGAGGAUGUCCGCCCUCCGGCUGGCAGCGUGCAAACGUAAAGAACAGGAGCAGCAGAAGGACCGGAAUCUGCAGCCCAAGAAGCAGCGGCUGGUCUUCACGGACCUCCAGCGCCGGACCCUGAUUGCCAUCUUCAAAGAGAACAAGCGUCCUUCCAAAGAGAUGCAAAUGACCAUCUCCCAGCAGCUGGGCCUGGAGCUGAACACCGUCAGCAACUUCUUCAUGAACGCCCGCCGGCGCUGUAUGAACCGCUGGCAGGAAGAGCCCGGCACCAACCCCGGAGUCCCGUCUUCAUCGACAAGCACUUUCCCCAAAGCAUGA